AUGGACCAGCGGCGCCCGUCGACGCCCGGCGAAGACCACCCCGAGCCCCCGCCGUUCACCCUGGAGGGCAAGCGGGUGUUCGUGGCGCACGUCGAUUCGCGCGUGGGCGGCGUGCUCGGCAGGGCGUUCCGCGACGCCGGAUGCGACGUGCGCGGCGUACGCGAUGGCGAGAAGGAGGUGGAGUUCGCGAAAGAGACGUACAUGGCCGACUACGACCGCCACGACGGCAUGCGACGCGCGGCGCUCGCGGCUGCCGAUAUCGUCCUCAUCCCCCUCGCGGUCGCGCCCGACACCGAGGCGGCCAAGGACACGAUCGAGACGGUCGAGGCGGCCGCCGCGGACGACGGCAAAAAGCGCGUCAUCAUCGGCGUCUCGUCCGCAUCCUCGUGGGCGGGCGGCACGCGUCCGCGAGGAAACGGCGAGGAAACGGCCGCGGCGGACCUGGAGCGACGCGUGCCCGUGCGAGGACCCGGUAAGCUCGUCGCCGACGCCGAGCGCCUCGUCGCCAGGGCGCACAAACCCGGACGCCUCGAGUGCUUCUGCGUCCUCCCGGGGAUGCUCUACGGCGAGGGCGAAUUCGACGACGGUUUUCUCGGCUUGUGUCGAGGCGCGUGGGAGGGCGGCGCGGUGCCGGUGUUCGGCGACGGCCUCAACGUCCUGCCGCUGUGCCACGCGGGAAACGUCGCGGCGGUCGCGUUGGAGCUCGCGGCGGAGGCGCUGGACCAAAACCCAGGGUUUAGGGUUCCCGCCGUGCCCGACGCGAUCGAUCCAACCGCGACGGGUACCCUAAACCUAAACCCUAAACCCGCCAUCCCCGCGUACCCCUCGGCGGUUGAUUCGCUGCAGUCGCGGUACGUGCUGGCGGUGGACGAGGACACCCCCGGGGCGACGCAAAUCUCCGUCGCGGCUUCAAUCGCGAGGGAGUUUGCGGUGCCGCUGGUUCGGUUUCCCGCAUCUUCGCUGGCGCUGUCGGAGCGGCUCACCCCGAAUCUGCUGACGCACGCGGAGUUUUGCUCGAGCGACAUCGCGCGACGCGCGAUCGUCGCGAACGCGACGCGUCACCGGGGUGGUUGGGGCGCGCCGGUGGAGGUUGACGAUCCGUCGCUCGCGGACGUCCUCGACGUGGAGGAUGAAAAGAAGGAAGAAGAAAAGGCGACGGGCGCCGACGACGGCGACGGCGGCGGCGACGCGGCUCCCGCGGAGGGCGAGGACGACGGAUCCCCGUGGGAGCUCGCGCCUCCCAAGGUCGGCGGCGCCCCCGCGGUGAUCGACGCGUUUCUCGAGCGGAAUAACCUCGUCCCGCUUCGGCUCGUCGUUCGCGGUCCUCCGCUGUCCUUUCCGGAGGCGAUUGCGGAGCAAAUCGCUGAGGCGUACUCCGUCGCGUCGCUCACCCCGGCGUCGUUGGUGCGCCACUGGCUGCCAAAGUGCGACCAGGAAGUUAAGGACAAGUGCGGGUACGUCGAGCCGGAGCCGGAGCCGGAGCCGGAGGUUGAGGCGGCGGCCGACGGCGAGGACGCGGCGGAGAAACCAAAGGAAAAAACCGAGGCGGAGUUGGCGGCCGAAUCGGCCGCCAAGAAGAAGGAGGCCGAGGAGACGUACGCGGGUUACGCCGAGGACGUCAAGCUCGACCUCAUAAGGUG
Molecule: messenger RNA, 1640 nt
Organism: Micromonas commoda
Lineage: Eukaryota; Viridiplantae; Chlorophyta; Mamiellophyceae; Mamiellales; Mamiellaceae
Exons: 2
Source: RefSeq, a predicted model, not a curated record